Eimeria acervulina is the source of this 2898-nucleotide messenger RNA. RefSeq lists its product as hypothetical. The record is from RefSeq and is a predicted model, not a curated record. The transcript has 7 exons. Bases 1 to 2898 code for a protein of 965 amino acids. NCBI's taxonomy places the organism in Eukaryota, Apicomplexa, Conoidasida, Eucoccidiorida, Eimeriidae.
AUGGCUGUUGCUGCAGCUGGAGAAGACACAGCAGCAGGAGCUGCUGCUGCUGCAGCAGCUCCUGCUGCUGCUGCAGCAGCUGCUUAUACGGACGCAUCCCCCACAUCUGCUGCUGCUUCUGCUGCUGCAGCAGCAGCUGCUGCUGCUGAGGCUGCUGCACGGGGUCCGCCGCUCUCAGAGGCAGCAGCAGCAGCAGCAAAAGCAGCAAACCCAUUAUCUUUUGUGCUGCAGGCUAGCAGGAGUCAAUCUCUAGGGGAGCUGGGAGCGGAGCUGCUGCGGGGCGCUGCACUGCAGCAGGAGCGGCUGUUAGCAGCACUGUACAGCAGCAGAAGCAGCAUUGCAGCAAUACAAGAAACGCUGCUUGCUGCAGAUGAUGAUUUUGAGGAUCUAUGCAAGCAGCAGCAGCAAGCAGCAGCAGCAGCACAGGUGCAGCAACAACAUGCUGCUCUCCUACACACUCGCUCCUGCGCUCUUCUGCUGCUGCAGCAGAAGCAAGAAGCACUCAAGAGGCAGCAGCUCAGCCGUCUCUCUCUUAGCAGCUACACCUCUCUCCUAAAUAUUGCUCAGAUGCUGCGGCAGCAGCUGCACUGCAACAGCAGCAGCAGUAGCAGCAGGGAGCAGCAGACGGGGGUGCUGCAGGCGCUCCAACCAUCGGGGGUGCAGCAGCAACAGCAGCAGCAGCAGGUAGCAGCAGCAGCAGCAGCACCUGCUGCUGCUGCUGCUGCUGUUCAGUCUCUGCUUCAGGAGGUACAGCAAUUGCUUCUCCCACCGGAUAUGCAGCAGCGCUGCAGCAGCAGCAGCAGCAGCAGCAGCAGGAAUGCCGCAACUGACGCCUGGGAGGCAACAGCAACGGCUGCAGCAGCAGCAGCAAUGAAGCUUGACAGCGCUGCUGCGCUGCAGCAGCUGCAGCAGCUGAUGGAGCAAGCAAAAGCUGUGGCUCGAGGGGCCCCAGUACAGCAGCAGCAGCAACAGCAGCAGCAGCAUCAGCAGCAACAGCAGCAGCAGUUGCUGCUGCUGCCUGUGUGUCUUUCUUCUGCUGACACCACCAAAUGUUUGCUGCUGCAGAGAGCCUAUGAGAAGCUGCAGCAGCUGCAACAAACCUUAGCUGCAGCAAUAAGCUUCUAUCAUAUCCCUCGCACGCAGCAGCAGCAGCAGCAGCAGCAGCAAGGAACAGGAUCUACGGCGACAGCAACAGCUGCUGGAGCUCAGACAAACCCCGAAGCAACAGCAACAACAGCAGCAGCAGCAGCAGCAGGAGGCGGCUUGCCCCUAGCAUCAGAAGAAGCUGCGGCUGCUGCAGCAGCAGCAGCAGCAACACAAGCUGCGCUGCUGCAGCCUACGCAGCUACAAGAGGAAACAACGCUUAGAGAUCUGCUUAUAUCGUCCCAGAGCAGCAGCAGCAACAGCAACAGCAACGGCAUCAGCAGCAGCAGCAGCAGCGAACUGAGCGACUGGCAAAGGGAAAGAGAGGCAGCAGCAGCAGCAGUGCAGCAGCUGCUGCUGCAGCUUCAUGAUGCUGCUGCUGCUCUGCAGCAAACAUUGAGAAAGAGACUGCUGCUAGAGCUGAAUGAUUUGUUGCUACACUUAAGAGACAGUGCAGCAGCAGCAGCAGCACGCCAACAGCAGGAGCAAGAGCAGCAGCAGCAGCAGCAGCAACAGCAGCAGCAGCAGGAGCAGCAGGAGCUAGCAGCAGCAGCAGAGACGGAGUGGUUUGUUGCAUUGGGGCGAAUAACGCGCCACCUGCUGUCUACAAAAGAAGGGACUGCUGCAGUUGAGGGUGUUUUUGCUGACGUCCUCAUCCGCCCGCUAGUGGCAGCAGCAGCAGCAGCAGCAGCAGCAGCAGUGUGCGGGCCCAACGAGUGUUUCCCCUUGGGGUCUCCGCAGCAGCAGCAGCUGCUGCAGUCAUCUGCUGUUGCUGCUGCUGCUGCUGCACUGGAUAUCAAGAUGUGGGGCCAGCUGCAAGCAGCAGAUAUCUCUGCUUCUUUUUGCUGCUUGCUGCAGCGCCAGACUCUGCAUCUCAAAAUCAGCAAAACGCAACUCCUCCCCAAUCAAACCCUGUGGCUUGCUUCCAGCGCUGAACUCAUGAAGGCGGCCCUUCUCCUCUUUGGCUGCGAAGGGCGCUGCAGUGUCUCUUCUGCUGCUGCUGCUGCUGCUGCUGCUGCUGCUGGCGAGCAAGAAUAUCUUUUUCCUUCACCCUUCACCAGCAAAGACAGCAGAACUCUGCUGCUCUCAGGCCCGCUGCUGCCGAGCAGCUUGAAGCUGUUUGUGGAGCUGCUGCAGCAGCACUUGCAGGCAGUGCAUGAAGCAGCAGCAGCAAGAGCAGCAGCAGCAAGUGCAGCAGCAGCAGCAGCAGCGGAGGCAUCCACAAUGGAAGGCGAGAACCGGAUCAUCAGCAGCAGCAGCAGCAGCAACAGCAGCAGCAACAGCAACAGCAGCAGCAGCAGCAGCAGCAGCAGCAGUGUUAUAGACACCGCAUUGCUUCUGGCUGCAAUCUGCGCUGAUGCUGCGGUGCUGCGAGCGCAGCUAAUGCCGCCAGACAGCUGCUCUGCUUUCACUCCAGCAGCAGCAGCAGCAGCAGCAGCAGCAGCAGGGGAAGGAGGAGCUGCAGCAGAAGGAGCAGCAGAUGCAGCAGGGCCUGCAGCAACAGCAGCAGAAACAGCAGCAGCAGAUGGAGGACCGAGAGAAGUAGCAGCAGAUACAGGAAAGCCUGCUGCAACAGCAGCAGCAACAACAGAAGCAGCAGCAGCAACUGCUGCUGUUGUUCCUGCGGAUCUGCAGCAAAUGCCUCCUAUAUUACGCGCAGCUCAGUCUCCGAGUCUCUACGUCUCGCGUCUUCUUGCUGCGCUGCAGCAAUUUGCUGCUGCAGCAAAUGAAGAGAAAAUAUCAGAAGUAAUAUAA